Acanthosepion pharaonis is the source of this 690-nucleotide messenger RNA. NCBI's taxonomy places the organism in Eukaryota, Metazoa, Mollusca, Cephalopoda, Sepiida, Sepiidae. The record is from the annotation of a GenBank genome assembly.
AUGAGCACAUCAUCAGACGAGGAGCGUCCUCGUGUAGCUGAGGUAAGCUCCGUCGUCCCUUCCGGAACGCUGGUAGGUGCGGGUGGAGGAAGUCAGCAACAGCAUUCUACCCCUAUCUUUAUUCGAGCCGCAGAUCGCUACCCACGAACUCCGAAGUGUGCUCGAUGCCGUAAUCACGGUGUAGUGUCGGCGCUUAAAGGUCAUAAACGCUACUGCCGGUGGCGGGACUGUGUGUGUGCAAAAUGUACGCUGAUUGCCGAACGACAGCGGGUGAUGGCUGCUCAGGUGGCCCUGCGUCGUCAACAAGCGCAGGAGGAGAACGAAGCCCGCGAACUGGGAUUGUUAUAUGGACCGAAUGGUCUACUCACUAUUAAUCCGGACAGUAUGCCACUUUUCCAAGGCGGUGCCGCCCCCACAAACUCUGCCGGAUCCCCAGGGGUGACAGCAACAACAACCACUGCAGGUGAUGUCCGAGCAGGGGGGCCUGGAGUCAGUGGUCAAGGAGGUCAUAUUACCACCGUCUAUUCUGACAACAGCAACUACAACUGCGAUACUGCUGUCAAUGGAGCAAGUCCAGUGUUUGUUUUCUUUCUUUCUUUCUCUAUCUAUCUAUCUAUCUAUCUAUCUAUCUAUCUAUCUAUCUAUCUAUCUAUCUAUCUAUCCUUUCAGUUAAGAGAGAGAGUUGAUUAA